This is a messenger RNA of Sardina pilchardus (European sardine), 954 nucleotides long. RefSeq lists its product as uncharacterized. The transcript has 6 exons. Bases 50 to 865 code for a protein of 271 amino acids. NCBI's taxonomy places the organism in Eukaryota, Metazoa, Chordata, Actinopteri, Clupeiformes, Clupeidae. The record is from RefSeq and is a predicted model, not a curated record.
CUUUGGAACAACAGCUAGCACUCAGAAGAUCUUCUGUUGAUGGGGAAAGAUGAGAGUUCUGCUCACUUUGCUUGUCUGUCUGAGAUAUGGUGUUUACACUGUCAGAGGCCAGCAGAGGACAGAUGUGUCUGGACAUGUGCUCCUGCAGCUGUAUUUUGAUCCUUUCUACAAUCAGUUGGAAAAAGCCUGCUGCAAGUCGUACUCGAGUGGGUGCCGUGUGUUUUUGAAUAACAGAGGAUAUGUCGAUAUUUUCUACAAGGAUAGAGUAUCUCUGAGAGAGUUUGAUGGGGGCAUGGAGGUGAGGAUAUGGAAUUUACAGAGAGGUGAUGCUGGUUAUUAUAGAUGCACUGUCAUUGGAACAGGGACCCUCAUCUACAAGGACACUUAUGUUGAAAUUCUUGACACAGUGGCCCGGCUAAGCCCACUUCCGCCUUCUCAACAGCCCUCCAACCAGCUCACAACUUCCAGAACUUUCUCCACCUCUGCUGUGGAGACAUCGGCUGUUCUCUCUGACGUUCAUGAAAAGCCUCGACUGACAUGGAGAGAGGGUUUGUUGGUGGGUGCAGGAUGCAGUUUGGUUCUGAUGACUGUCAUCUCUGUGGUAGUAGUAAUGACUGUGCUUCACCACAGGAAGAGACUGAAAGACAAAUAUAGCAGAAAGCAGGAUGACUCCACCGAUCCCAUGCUGUCUCACAGUGAAGAAGUGGCCCCAAUCAUCUACACUGUGGUUGACUUCAAGCCUUAUGAAGAAACCAGUGAGCUCUAUGCAAAUGUAUGUAUGCAUAGCCCAAGAACAACCAGGACCAAAACACCACUGGAACCCCUGGAUACAGUCGAAUAUUCCACUGUUGCCAGCAGUCUUUAACAGACUUUAAUUCACUAUAGAAACUCAUGCUUGGUACCGUGCUUCUUUUCAGAUGACAGUUGUGACAUUGUGAACGGAUGGUUCAUGUG